Aspergillus tubingensis is the source of this 2199-nucleotide messenger RNA. RefSeq names its product Zn(II)2Cys6 transcription factor. Gene Ontology annotation, biological process: positive regulation of transcription by RNA polymerase II. The record is from RefSeq and is a predicted model, not a curated record. The coding region runs from base 1 to 2199 and encodes 732 amino acids. Gene Ontology annotation, cellular component: nucleus. NCBI's taxonomy places the organism in Eukaryota, Fungi, Ascomycota, Eurotiomycetes, Eurotiales, Aspergillaceae. Gene Ontology annotation, molecular function: DNA-binding transcription factor activity, RNA polymerase II-specific; transcription cis-regulatory region binding; zinc ion binding. The transcript has 9 exons.
AUGCCUUGCGCCGAUUCUCGUCAUCUUCCGCGGAAACGGACCCGCACAGGAUGCGUGAACUGCAGCCGGCGCCGGCGGAAAUGCGACGAAGCAAAACCAACGUGCACGGGCUGCAAGCGGCGCGGCGACAAGUGCCAAUGGCGCAUGCUAGGGUCCUUCCGCGAGGCCAACAUCAAGAUUCUGGAACCGGGGCAUCCGUCCAUGAAUCAAACGGCCAGGGGCACUAGGAAACAGAGUAAAUUCAAGAUUCUGAAUGUUGUUCCUUCUUCCCGAGCUGCUGGAAAAGAACGGCAGCUGAGUCCGCCGGUUGAUGAAGGGAGAAGGUCAUCGCCUUCGGCACGAUCGCUUCCAGGUAAUGGUGAGGGUGAGGGUGAAGUGGUGCGGCCGGAUGAUCUGGAAAAUGUAUCCGGAGCAGCUCCGGAUGCUCAUCCGACGGUGCUUAGUCCUGGUUCUAAUCAGGCUGUGUCGCCUCUUUCGCAUCACAGUUUCCAUGCUCAGGAGGUUAAUAUCGGAAAUCACCAUUCGCCUCAUCAGGCUAAUGAAUUGCCUCAUCCUUACCCCGAUGAAGCGCCUCACCAGCCGUACAUCCAUUCUAGUCCUGAGUUUGUUGUUGAUGAGCUCACUGCUCUGCGCAACCUCUCCAAUAAUGCGGGGCACUUUCCUGGACCUGAAGUUUACCAGUCUAUAACAUCGCCAUUGUUUGAUCAUAGCGUCUUCUCCGAUCCGGCAAAUUUGACAAAUGAUGUUUUCGUUCCGGGCUCAGCCUACGAAGCCCUUCAUACCACACUGCGUAACCGACAGCUGUGGACUGCUCGGACGGAGAUCCCCAGUCGCGCAAGUACCCCGGCAUCAGUGCUUGGAUAUGAAGGACCCACGCCGGACACUUCACGUCUACAAAGAAGCAGACGAGCUCAGUCCAGACCAGGACGGGACUUUGAACUGACACCCGAGCGCGAGAACAUACUCUGGCAGAACUAUCUGAACGAAAUCUGUCUCUGGCUGGAUAUGUUCGACAACCACCGACACUUCGCAUCGACCUUCCCUCAGAUGGCUAAGUCGGCGCCACAUCUGCGAUAUUCCAUCCUUGCCCUGUCAGCACGGCAGAUGGAGCGACAGCAGAACAAAAAGUCGCAAUCAGAAAGUCUCCUCUUAUACCAAGAGGCCAUCCAUCAACUUCUUCCGGAGCUAGAGCAAAAGACGACCCCUGUCAUUGCGUCAUGCGUCAUUUUAUGUGUCCUCGAGAUGCUGAGCUGCAACCCCAAAGAGUGGCGCCGUCACCUCGACGGAUGCGCCUACCUUAUCCAAGCCGCGGAAAUCAACGGCUUCUCGGGUAAAGAAGAGCAAGCGCUAUUCUGGUGCUUCGCGCGAAUGGACGUCUGCGGAGGUCUCAUCUCCGAAGAAGAGACCAUUAUCCCGAUCCACCACUGGAUUCCGCGCGACAUGACCCCCACGGAAGCAUCCCAGCUCUUUCUCGCCUCAAACAUGACCACCUUUGACACGUACGCCAAUUACACCGUCUUCUUGUGUGCCCAGACUUUAGGGGUGCUCUUCGGCGGUAGCAGCCAGUUACCAGCGUCCUGCGUGUCAUGCAACUAUCUCUCUAGUCCCAGGGAGGGCGAAUCGUAUGUGCAGCGGUGGCAGCGCCUGUUUGAUGAUGUGGAGCAGUGGUAUGAGAACCGGCCGAGUCAGAUGAAGCCGAUUUUUGUCCUGACAGCGGGAGGGAAGACAAUGGGGAAGAGCGAUGGGGAAAGACCGUUUCCGACGGUGCUCUAUGGGAACGGGGCUGCUAUUUCCGGAAACCAGCUCUACCAUGCCUGUGCAUUGCUUUUGCUGCAACGAAAACCAAAGACGGUAUCCCUGCCUCGGCGACCGAAAUCGGUGUUGUGGCACGCGCGGCAAAUCUGCGCUAUUUCCGCAUCGAAUACACACCAUGGCUGCUGGACCAAUGCCCUGCAGCCGCUGUGGCUGGCUGGCAAAGUCAUGUCGCAUCAUUCGGAACAUACCGCCAUUAUUGAGACUUUGACGCGAAUUGAGCGUGAGACGGGGUGGGCGACAGCAUGGCGAGUGGAAGACCUAAAGGAGUUUUGGGGAGAUGAGGACGAGGAUGUGGAUGUGGAUAUGGAUGGGGGGAUGGACCUGGACUUGCGGAGUGAGAGGGCGAGAGGCAGCAUCGGGAGUGUUCCUUCGAGUCGGUCGUGA